Messenger RNA from Polypterus senegalus (gray bichir), 4331 nucleotides. RefSeq names its product cadherin-20-like. Gene Ontology annotation, cellular component: catenin complex; plasma membrane; adherens junction. The transcript has 13 exons. Gene Ontology annotation, biological process: multicellular organism development; cell morphogenesis; calcium-dependent cell-cell adhesion. Lineage: Eukaryota; Metazoa; Chordata; Cladistia; Polypteriformes; Polypteridae. Gene Ontology annotation, molecular function: cadherin binding; calcium ion binding. The record is from RefSeq and is a predicted model, not a curated record. Bases 563 to 2947 code for a protein of 794 amino acids.
GCUUGUCUCUAUUCUUGUGAAGCCCUGAUCUUGUCUAUACUGUAGCAGCAGUGGCAGAGCAGGCAGUGUGCAUGUGUAUUCUCGAUUUCUUUUGUAUUUUGAUCAUUUUUCCUGCUACUUUUUUCAUUUUUGUGGGCUUACUUAUUACUUUUAUAGAGCAGUGUUUAAUACACACUGUGUAUUAUUUAACUGCUCUUUACAACUCAGCUGCUUUUUUGGAGGAUGGAGUGACACAAACUUUUCUGAAAUCAAAAUGAUAAGAGGAAAACAAGGCAAGAAAAUUGCAGCACAUCAGUAAAAACGUUUUUCAUCGUAAGAAGAUGACAACAUCAUCUCGCUCACUACUGAUGAUAUUUUGUGAUGAAUAAGUUAUUACUAUGCAUGUCCUUGAACAUGAAAUCACAGGUGGCAGGAGUGCAAAGAAUAUCGUAUUCAAAGAAGACAUCUUCCAAAAACUGAUCCACUAAACUGCAAAGCGUUUUGCUUCAUUUACAACCUUUUCCUCUUUCAAAAAGGAGCAUUCUUCUGAAAAUUCACGCCGCUUUGACAUUUUCUUUCUAAAAUGACCAACAAUCAGUCUUUGAAAGCCACGUUUCUCAUGUGUACUGCAAUUCUAGCAAGUGUACUGCACACUACUAGCAAGGCCCUCACAUUGCAACCGAAUGGAGAGCUAAAAGGUCAAGUGGAAAAUGUUGACAGGGCAAUGCAUCACUUAAGGGUGAAAAGAGGCUGGGUCUGGAAUCAGUUCUUUGUUCUGGAGGAGUAUACCGGCUUGGAGCCUUUGUAUGUUGGCAAGCUUCAUUCGGACAUGGAUAGAGGUGAUGGGUCUAUCAGGUACAUCCUUUCUGGAGAAGGUGCUGGCACAAUGUUCACUAUUGAUGACAACACUGGUGACAUUCAUGCAAUUCAGCGGCUUGACAGAGAGGAGAAAGCCCAGUAUGUUCUCCGUGCACAGGCAGUGCAGAGACAGACUGGCAUGCCAUUGGAACCUGAGUCAGAGUUUAUUGUUAAAAUUCAAGACAUUAACGACAAUGAACCCCAGUUCCUGGAUGGACCUUACAGAGCAUCUGUACCUGAAAUGUCAAUGACAGGAACCUCUGUUUUACAGCUGACCGCUACUGAUGCUGAUGACCCAACGUAUGGAAACAGUGCCAGGGUUGUCUAUAGCAUUCUGCAGGGUCAGCCUUACUUUUCUGUGGAGCCAAAAACAGGCAUCAUCCGAGUGUCUUUGCCCAACAUGGAUCGGGAAGCCAAAGAACAUUAUGAAUUGAUCAUUCAAGCCAAAGAUAUGGGGGGCCAAAUGGGAGGUUUGGCUGGUACCACAACUGUCAAUAUCACCCUCAGUGACGUCAAUGACAAUCCUCCUAGAUUCCCACAGAAGCUUUACCAGAUGAGUGUUCCAGAGUCCGCUCCAGUUGGCUCUGUAGUUGGAAGAGUCAGAGCCAAAGACCUGGAUGUGGGAAUCAAUGCUGAGAUGCGGUACACCAUCAUUGACGGAGAUGGGAGAGACACAUUUGACAUUAACACAGACCCUACCAAUCAAGUUGGAAUUAUUACAAUAAAAAAGCCACUUGACUUUGAAAGCAAAAAGAGCUACACCUUAAAAAUAGAAGGGGCCAAUACACAUGUGGACUCAAGAUUUCUGAACAAGGGUCCUUUCAGUGAUGUAACCAUUGUACAUAUCAGUGUGGAGGAUGUUGAUGAGCCCCCAAAAUUUGACUCCAGCUCCUAUUAUGUCGAGGUGGCAGAAGAUGUGGAGAUUGGCACGGUCUUUCAGAUUGUAUCUGCAAAAGACCCUGAUAUAUCCAACAAUUCAGUUAGGUAUUCUAUUGAUAGAAGCAGUGAUCGUGGAAAGUAUUUUUACAUAGAUCUCACAUCUGGAGCAUUGAUGCCUGCUAGGCCCUUGGAUCGUGAAGAAAUCUCUUGGCACAACAUUACAGUUCUUGCUGUGGAAAUGACCAAUCCAUCACAAUUUGGAACUGUGUCUGUUAUGGUUAAAGUCCUUGAUGUUAAUGACAACCCCCCAGAACUGGCAAAGUACUAUGACGCAUUUGUUUGUGAGAAUACCAAAGCUGGGCAGCUGAUUCAGACGGUUACUGCUGUGGACUUAGAUGACCCUCUUGCAGGCCAACAUUUCUAUUAUAGCCUGGCGCCCGAGGCAGCUAACAACCCAAACUUCACCCUCAGAGACAAUCAAGACAACACUGCAUUUAUACUGAGCAGGAGAGGAGGGUUCAGUCAGCAGGAACAGAGCAUCUACUACCUUCCUAUCCUCAUAUCAGAUGGAGACCAGCCCAUGCAGAGCAGCACUAGCACCCUCACCAUCAGAGUGUGUAGUUGCGAUACAGAUGGGAACGUUAUGUCUUGCACGGCAGAACCAUACACGCUUCCUGUUAGCCUGAGUAGAGGAGCUCUAAUUGCCAUUCUUGCCUGCAUUUUUGUGUUACUUGUGAUGAUUCUGCUUAUCCUUUCACUGCGGAAUUAUAAGAAGAAACCCUACUUAACAGAUGAAGAGGAAAAUGUGCAUGAGAACAUUGUGCGCUAUGAUGAUGAGGGCGGGGGAGAAGAGGACACAGAAGCCUUUGACAUUGCUGCCAUGUGGAACCCCAGGGAAGCUCAGCUCUCUAAGAUCAGACAGGACAUGGUGCCCGAGAUUGAAAGUCUUUCGCGCUACGUUCCACAGACCUGCAUGGGAGAAAGUAAUGUUCACAGCUAUGUACUUGCCAAACUCUAUGAGGCUGACACAGACCUCUGUGCUCCCCCUUAUGAUUCAUUACAGACCUAUGCCUAUGAAGGGGAGGGGUCUGUGGCAGAUUCCCUUAGCUCUUUGCAGUCAGUCUCUACAAACAAUGACCAUGACUACGACUACCUUAGUGAAUGGGGUCCACGCUUUAAAAAGUUGGCUGAUUUGUAUGGUGUCUCAGAGGCGAAUGAUGUACUGUGGUAACCAUUUGGCCAGCAACACCAGAUCUAUUCUGCAUAUUACAGAAAUUUUGCAAAUAAUAACUGUGCCCUCAUGCCUGUAGGGUGUCUAUGACUGAGAACUCAAAGAGCGGUCACAGUUGCAGUUCAAGGGGCAUUCUUCAAAAUUUCAUAUAAUUCAAAAUAAAAAAAAAUGAAUAUGUGAAAACUGAGAUGUUCGGAUUUUUAACAUCAUACAAUAAAACAAUUGCCAAGAUUCUUCAAUGGAGGACUUCGGAUCUUGUGAUAAAAAUGAGCACGAUCAACUGGAGAGUGACGCAAUCUAAUGGCGCAGUGCUCACUCAGACUAACCCUACAAAAUGGAGGAACAAGGCUCAGCAAUGUGCUGCCUAGAAAAUAAAUACAUUAUGCUUGAUAUUGCAGUUACUACUUGUAUGUCUUGGAUGGACCCUUACUUUAGGUCUGCUUAGAGAUAGACUUAUAGUAGUUGUAUCCAUAUGACCAUGUCAACUUCAAAAGAAAUGCAUUUCUUUUUAUAUUUCCAUCCUGCUAGAAGGUUCCAGAAUUGAGGUAAAACAAUUCAAUUCUGUGUAAACAAAUAGGUUUUCAUUUGAAAUGACACAGGAUUUUCAACCUUUAUGCAACUAGAUAAUCCUUUUGACAACACAUUAAAAUAUAAAGAAAGUUUUUAUAAUUUGAUUUAUUUUUACAUUUUCAGAUUUCAUUUAAAAUAUGAUAAGCAAUAUGUACUGUAUAUGUAGCUUACAAGUUCCAUUGUAGAAGACUGAACCACUUAUCAAACCCUGUGUUUAUUGGUUUAAUUUGAACUAUAAAUUGUAUACCAGACAUAAUUUAAAAAAUGUAUAUAUAUAUAUAUAUAUAUAUAUAUAUAUACAAACAUAUAUAUGUUUGUAUGUAUGUAUUUGAACUCACAGGCCUUUACAGUGACUCUUACAUAGAUUAUGGAGUAACAUUUUUUUGAUAAAUAGACAUACAGUAUGUGUUUCAAAGAAGAAAGCAACUAUACCACAUUAUGUUAUUUUGCUUGUUGUUAAUGAAUCCUGAGAAUUUAAUUAUUAUAAUUAUUUUUAAGAAACAGGUAGCAAGAAAAAUUCUUUAUUUUCAAUUACAGUGCAUAAUGAUAAAUUAAACUAGUUGAAAAUGAAACCUGCUUGUUUGCACAGUUACCUUGAUUUUAUGCUGAAGUGCCAAAUGUAAAAUGAACCUUCUACUGGAAAGCCAAAAAAGUAAAAGAAAAAAAAAAUCAGACUUUAAAGAUGGCUCAGUAAAGUUUUUUCUCAGUAAUGUUUACAGGGGAAGCCUACUUGAAAUAAACACAGUAGCAACAGUGUUACAUGUAUUUAAUUGUACAGUAAAUACCUUUUGUAUAUUUGGAAUAAACAUAAAGA